This is a messenger RNA of Anneissia japonica, 1477 nucleotides long. RefSeq names its product HAUS augmin-like complex subunit 1. The record is from RefSeq and is a predicted model, not a curated record. Bases 146 to 1000 code for a protein of 284 amino acids. Gene Ontology annotation, biological process: spindle assembly; centrosome cycle. NCBI's taxonomy places the organism in Eukaryota, Metazoa, Echinodermata, Crinoidea, Comatulida, Comatulidae. Gene Ontology annotation, cellular component: cytosol; HAUS complex. The transcript has 8 exons.
UUAAGAAUUCAUGUCUAUUGAUACUUGCUGGUUCGUUAGGAAAUCGGCAUUUUCUAUUGACAUAACUUGGUACUAUGUUCACGUUGACGUGUAAAUAUCAAUACAAACAAAAAAAGAGCGCCACUCUUGAAUUCUUGACUUUCAUAUGUGUAGAGUUCCCAACGAGGUCAGAAAUAUGAACGAAAAACACAGAAAAGUGCAGUCAUGGCUUGAGGAAGUGUUCCUUGAUGAAGAGAUUCCUCAAUAUGAAAUAAAUGAACGCAAUCUAGAAACGAUCAUUAAACUGAUGCAGAAAAAUAAGGAACGCAACCGUGAUGCCCAAAUUAUUCUUGCAGAUUUGAACCAAAAAACAACAGAAUAUGAAGCUGAAGCAAAGCGUCUUAGUCAAAUAUUAGAAUCCGUUGGUUUAUCAACACCUUGCUUAUCCCAGUCUGGGUCAGUGAGCUUAAGAACGCUUGCUAGGGUUGCUACUAUACUGGAAAUUAAAGAUGUCACAACAAGCAGUUAUUUACUGCAGAUGAGCAAUUUAACCCAGUCAAUGAUGGAAACACAAAGUGAACAUUGCACUGAAACAAAACAAAAUGAACAGCUAUUCACCAAAACCAAGGCCGCUUUCAUUAAAGCUUCCAGCUUAAAAAGAGCUCUUGAUGCCUUAGAAGAUCAGUCUCAAUAUGCAGGACCAGAGCUAGAAAAGAAGGUUCGCACUACUGGGUUUUUACAUAACAAAAUACGAGAAUACGCUACUAAACGGCAACAACUGAAGGAUCAGCUCAACGAGAAUGGGUUUAGUGAUUCACUAAGUCAUCAGAGUCUUGUUAAAGAAGCUGAAUACCUCGGUAACUUAAAAGCAAAGCUUGCACCCUUGAAAUCUAAGCUUGACAGUUACCAUUGUCUUCCUCCCAACGUAUCGUUAACGAAAGUAAAGAUUGAAGAAGCCAAACAAGAACUGGAAUCACUAGAAGCAGAAUUGGCAAGAAAUAUUGAUGCAAUGCGAACAUAACUGAAAAUAUUUAAAAUGAAACUUAAGUGACCAUUGGGUUUUUAAUCUUUAAAAAAACCCCCAAUUUAUUGUCAAUAAUAUAAAUAUUCACUAACAGCAUAUAAUUUAUUUUAUAUCCAUUUUUAUUUGAUUGCAUUUUCGUAUUUAAUAAAUUGCACAUAGACCCAUUAAAAGUUUCGAAUAAAUAAUAUAAACAUACGUGGUUUAAUCAUAUGAUAAUAAUUAAUAUUAUACUGUAAUUACUGUACAGUAUAUAUAUUGAGUUUUUUGUUUGCAUUUUCUGUAUUGUUCUAUAUUAUAAGUACCAUGUGUUCAAUUAAUGCCUGUUUUCAUCAUGCUUGUAGUAUUAAGAUAAGCAUCCUAAAUUUUCUAUUGCUGUGUUAACCUAGUGUGUAGCAAAAUGUAAAGUAACUACAUAGGCACACUGUUUGCAUGACUACCAUAUAAGACUAAUAAAUAUACAUCUUAACUAAAUAA